Molecule: messenger RNA, 2591 nt
Organism: Labeo rohita (rohu)
Lineage: Eukaryota; Metazoa; Chordata; Actinopteri; Cypriniformes; Cyprinidae
Product: C-type lectin mannose-binding isoform
Exons: 5
Coding region: 46-789 (247 amino acids)
Source: RefSeq, a predicted model, not a curated record
UGUUCAUCCAGAUCAAGAUGUCAGUAGGACAGGCUGAGAUGCGAGAUGACGGGAGGUGUGGUUGUGAGGAUGAGCAGAUUGAUAGAGCUGCAUGUUGUCUAUCUCGCAGUAAAGUUGUGUAAAUCCAGAAGAAAAGUGGGCUGCGCACCGAGCCCUGGGGCACACCACUGGUGGUUCGUGAUGAAGAGGCUUUUGCUCUUGUUGCUUCUGGCAGCCCUGAUGCACGUGACGUUGUCGCAGACUCGGAUGUUUUACUUCGUGCCGAAUAAUAUGAGCUGGUCAAAGUCGCAGACGUACUGCCGACAGCAUCACAUCGAUCUGGCCACCGUCUAUGACCGCACGGAUCUGGACGAGAUGAUGAGAGUCAUAAAGCAGGUUCACAUAGGAGUCGUGUGGACCGGACUGGGUCGGACGGAUGCGACCGCUUCCUGGAUCUGGUCCGAUCAGAGCCCGACCACGUUUAUUCCGUGGAGUCCCGGUCAGCCCAACAACUGGAACAACUAUCAGUACUGUGUGGCUGUGACUCAGGAUGCGGGUUUUAAUGAUCUGAAUUGUGAAAUUGCAUAUCCUGCUGUCUGCUACACUGAGAGAAGGAAGCAGACGGUGAGGCUGGAGCUCAAAUCAAGUCAAAACGUCAGUGAUCCUGCAGUGAAGACAGAGAUUCUGCAGAAGAUAGGAGAGAAGCUGAAAGAGAAGGGAUUGACAGAUUAUGCAAAACUGUCAUGGAAAAUCCAGCCAGAUGGAAAUAUCUUCCAGAAAAGCCAGAGGAGUAAAGCUACUCAACCUUAGUUUUAGUACUGUAAAUAGUACAGCAAGAACUCAGUCUUUGAUCUGACGCACAGUUUCUAUUUUAGCUGAUUACAUUUACAUAAUAUCAAAGAGUUUUUUAAGUGUUCACUGCAAUGUAGUUUUUUUUUAGGGGCCAAGCACCGAAGUUGCAUAGGCACCUGUAUCUGUUAGUAGUAUUCUUCUUGUUCUUCCCAAAUGGGAGUCUAUGGCAGCCAUAUGAACGGAACAUAGGAAAAUGAUGAAAAUUGGCACCCUAAUUAAGGUCAUUCUCAAAAGAACCCUGACUGAUUUUGGGGUCCCUAGUACCAACUCUACAGUGCCAUCACCAGUUCAAAAAUUCACAUUUUAAACUGUUAAAACUUCUGAAAAAUUUUUCCUGAUCUGUUUCCACUCAUUGUUUUGAAAAGUUUUGAAAAGUACACUAUUCUUUUUUUUUUUUGGCUACUCGUUCAAAUAUUUCUCUAAUUCCUUAUGAAAAUCAGCUCAGAUGAUCUUUGGACCAACCUGCACAGAAAUUAACAGAUUUUUUUUUUUUGGUAAUUAAUCUUUGUUCAAAAGUUGUCACAAGAUGUUGACCCAGAACUGGUUCAGAGGCUGUGUCUCAGCUAAAUUUUGAUCAGUCGAAAUGAAACUCAGUACACUUCAUAAGCACCAUGAUCUGAGGGUACAUGCCAAAUUUUGGAACAGCGCCACCCAUGGUUCAUGAGAUACAAAAAAUUGCUCUUCUGCUUAUAACUUUUGAACAGUCAGAAAAUCGUAGUUAUCUAUCGAUUCCUUGUAUCAUGCUGAAUCUGUGGAUGCCCAAUUUUGCCAGGAUUUGCCAUUUUGAAAUUUGAAAUAAAUUGCAAUAUCUUUUGAACAAUUGACAGAUCAGCACAAAAAGUGAUAGGGAUCAUUGACAGCACGUCUUGGAAGUACCUGAGAAGUUUGAACACAGCGCCGCCUUGUGUUCCAGAGAUAUAAGGAUUUUCGCAAAAACUUUUAUAGUUUUUGACAACAUUGUCCAUAUUGAAAUUUGAAUUGGAUCAGAUGAUCUUUUGACUAAGCCGCACAGAAAUGACUGAACAGAUUUUUGGUAUUCACUGCGGUUCCCAAGAAAUAUGUCUCCGAAAACUGAUCAUGCCUGUGCUUGCGGACUUAUGCUAAUUAGAUUAGCAUGCUAACCAGUUGCCAUUCUUUCUAUUUUAGCUGUUUUUGCUCUGCACCUUAAGUGCUUGGCCCCUAAUUGCUGCUGCCAGCUGUGUUUAAGAUUAAUUUGUUAUUAAUAAUUAAUGUUACAGGUUGCACUCUUGUUUUAUUUAAUACGGCCUAGGCUGCAUUAAUGCACAAGCUUAUCUGGGCUGUAACUGCAUUUUAUAAUGAGUUGACUGCUCCUUUAAAAUGACGCUUUAUUGCCUUGCUUUGAAUGCAUGAGCAGGCGUUGCAAGUCACUAAAGUGUCAGUCAGAUGUUGUCACUCACUAAACCCUACAAUUGUCAGUGACACCCUGUCUGAAAUCCGAAAAAUAUCCAUAAUUGCUUAAAGUUUCUGUAAAGUUCCUCUGUAUCAAACUCAUGUGACGUAGGCUGCUUAACUGCAGUUCAGAUAAAUGAGUUGAUGUCACAUCGCUGUCCUUGACAAUAUAAAAGUGGAAGUCAAAAGAGAAAUGUAACCAAAAAUAAAGUUGAAAGUCAGUCGAGUUUGUUGAAGAAAAUUCCAAAGCCACCCAAUAAUUGCACUGAGCUUUGUGCUUUGUUACUUGAAAGAUUACACAAAUUCUUAGCGUUUAAAUUGGCUAACUGAAAUGGACACAUUUCAGUUUU